AACCAAACACACCUUUAUGAGUAAAAAGGAAAGAAAACACCAUUUUUGUAUAGUAACAACAAUUUGCUGAGCCUCCAUGAAAGUUGCUCCAAAAAAACCUCACUUUUUCAAACCAAUUCUACCAGGCUUCAAAAAUGGACUUAAAAUUCCUAUAGGUUUCUUGAAGUAUCUGAAGGGAUACGAGCAUAUUAAACGUGCAGUUCUGAAAAGGGCUGGUAAAAAGUGGCUGGUGAAAGUGAAUGACCAGCUACUCAAAGCGGGUUGGAGAAAAUUUGCUAAGGAAAAUGAAUUGCAAUUGGGAGAUCUGUUGGUGUUCAGACAUGAAGGAAAUAUGGAAUUUGAGGUUACCAUCUUUGAUUCAAGUCAUUGUGACAGAGAAUAUGUAGAGUAUUUGCAAGGAGGAGGAGGAGGAGCGCGUACUAUCGAGGAAAUUUCGAAGAAAUUUGAAUUCAAAGAAGCCGCUACUGACGACCCUAUUGGCCAAUCUCAUGUUGUGUGCAUAGUUAGAUCCUAUUGCCUUUCAAAAAGCUACUUUCGCCUUCCUGGAGAAUUUUCAAGGGCAAAUGGUCUCAUCAACAAGAAAUGUCGACUGAUUAUUAGAGAUGAAAAACGAAGGUCAUGGAAUUUAAAGCUAUAUACCUCCACUUCUCAAGUCUAUAUUGGAGGUAAAUGGGCUGAAUUCCGUGAUGCAAAUGACAUAAAGGGGGGAGAUCAUAUAACGUUCGUGGUUGUUGCUAAUGGAAAAAGACCAAUAUGGAAUUUCUAUUCAAAUGGAACAGAAAAACCAGAGCACAAAUUCAUGUCAUCAUGCGAGGCUUUGCCCAAUGUAGAAGCUGCUAAGGACAUGCCUCUCUCUCACCCUCAUUUCAUUUGUACCAUGAAACCAUAUUACCUUUUGAAGUAUUCUCUGCGAGUUCCAGUCUCAUUUGCACGGUUACACGGUCUCAGAAACAGGAAAUGUACGAUAAUGAUAAGAGACAAGCAAUGGUCAUGGAGAUUUAGUCUAUAUGACGGUGGAGUAAACACCUAUAUUGGAGGCGAAUGGCGCAAGUUCUGCAUUGUGAAUUGCUUAAAGGAAGGAGAUUACUUAGUGUUUGAGAUACUCGCCAAAGGGGAGAAGCCAAUAUUGAAGUUUCACGAUUUGAGAGGAAAUGCAUCACUUCAGCCCAAAGGAAAGAAGAUCAAUUUGGAUGCUAAAAGUGUUUCCACUCAAGGAACAACAGGCCUUACUAUUAACACCUCGGACGUGACUGCUCCAAAAGCUCAAGUACCUCCUUCAACAUCUGCUAAUGAGGCUAACCCUCAUUUUAUUUCUAUUAUUAAACCUUAUUCCAUCAGCAAUCAUUUUCUGUAUAUUCCAUUAGCUUUUGCAAAAUCAAAUGGCUGGAUGAAUAGGCGUUGUAAGAUGAUUCUCAUGGAUGAACAAGGGAGAUCAUGGUCAGUUCGACUAGGGCCAAUCUCAGAUCAGCAGGUCGGUAUUCACAGGGGAUGGCAAAAAUUCAGAGAAGCAAAUGAUGUCCAAGUAGGAGAUACUUAUAGGUUUGAACUCAUCAACAACAAAGAAAUACCUGUAGCUUAUUUCCAUCGUAAAUAUUCUGGGAAGGAUGCCAAGCAAAACCCUUGACAAGUUAGUGAAGCAGGUGGUGAUGGGGAAGGGAAAGGAGCACUGAAGUGAUGCUUUGGAUAUACAACAUGUUGCCUAAUCUCAACAGAAGAUGUACCUUAAACAUUUUUUUUAAUAACU
Molecule: messenger RNA, 1744 nt
Organism: Lycium ferocissimum
Lineage: Eukaryota; Viridiplantae; Streptophyta; Magnoliopsida; Solanales; Solanaceae
Product: B3 domain-containing protein REM8-like
Exons: 10
Coding region: 77-1624 (515 amino acids)
Molecular function (GO): DNA binding
Source: RefSeq, a predicted model, not a curated record